AUGGCCAUUACUGCUGAGGACGAUUCUUUCGCAGGAAAACGACAUGGGUUACCCAAACUACGUCAACGACGGGCGAGCGCCGAGCAACCGCUCGAAACCCUUUUGGACUCGACCACUGUCAGCGACGAUGCCUUAUUGCUCGACGCCUGCCAGGCCAAGGAAAUAGACAGGUUUCGCAACGAGAUUCGCCUCUGCCAGGACGAAGCAACAAGAUAUAGGCUAUGCUUACAGACACGAGAUGAUCUACUCAGCCAACACUCAAGCCUGCAGUUCCUGAUCGCUGCAUUCGACCAGGUUAUGCUUGCCGAGUGCGCUGAGUAUCAUGCUUGGAGGAAGAACAGAAACAAGCCGUCAAGCCGACUAACAAAUUCCCGAGAGGACGAUAUCUCAGUAUGGGAGCGCUUCGUAGGUGUAGCGAACGAAGGAAUGGAGAUCAAGUACAAGUGUCUGUCGGCCCUGACGGAGGUGAGCCGUUGCUGGGGACUCGACAAGGUCCAGCACUACCACUGGGCUUCUAAAGGAGAGAAGUACUGCAAGGUUCUGCGCACGGCAGCCCGAGCCGUUCCCGAAUGGGCCGAGGCUGCGAUAAAAUUGAACCGGGUGAUGCUUGGACGACACCAACGUGUUGGAGCUCGUCUCGUCAAGUUAGUAGCUAAUCCGAUCGAGCAGAGGGAUCUGGUCACUCUCAAAGCAUGGACAUGCAAACAGGCCUAUGUGAAACAGAACCGCCGUGGCCAGCAUUCCCUUCUAUUCGAAAAGCUCGCAGAUACAGACCUGCCCCAGGGGUUUGGCUUCGACAGGUUUGGACUCAUGGUUGGGAAGGAGUUCGCCGUUGCAUCAGCCGAAAACGACACUCACUCGUUAGUCGUGCCGGAAGCUGCCUCGGAAGGCGACAUUCGGAUUCUCCGCUGA
Molecule: messenger RNA, 912 nt
Organism: Colletotrichum higginsianum IMI 349063
Lineage: Eukaryota; Fungi; Ascomycota; Sordariomycetes; Glomerellales; Glomerellaceae
Exons: 2
Coding region: 1-912 (303 amino acids)
Source: RefSeq, a predicted model, not a curated record